AUCUAUGAUCUAUAAUCUUUUUCUGUAUGAAAAUUGAAACGGAAUCACAAGCAAUAUCUAUAUUUAUUAUUUUUUACCUCUUUUCGAAACUUUUAAUUGUGAUUAAUUAGAGUGACUAUAAGUUUAUUCUCGAUGUAGAAGAGUUUAUAUGAACAGCGGGGUUUAAAAAUUGGGUUUGGUGCCGUUGGAAAAACAAUCAUGAGUGUGAUUAUAAGACUUCAGAAUCUUCCUUGGUCGGCAAACGCCCUUGACAUUAGGAACUUUUUCCGAGGUCUUUCGAUUCCCGAAGGUGGCGUCCACAUCGUAGGCGGAGAACUUGGCGAUGCGUUCAUAGCCUUCAGUACUGAUGAAGAUGCUCGGCAAGCAAUGAUGCUCGAUGGAGGGAAAAUUAAGGAGAUACAAGUUAAAUUACUGUUGAGCUCCCGUUCAGAAAUGCAUAAAGUCAUCGAAGCGGCAAGACAGAGUGUUCCCCUGAUGUCAUUGUCUACACCUGCACCUGCUCCCGUGCAAGUACCUGCUCCACCAAUGCCUCCGGUGAUACAAAACAUACCACCAGCUAUUCCCACGCCCCCCAUAAUCACACCAUUCGCUGCAGCCCUAGGAACUUCAUCAAUAUCAGGAUUUGGCAUUCCCGGAAUCGGUAACCCCCAAGAAAUUCCGCAACCAGCUGUAAUCGAACCACCCUCUCCUCUUAAUAUAAGUCCCAUUGGUAUUAUUCAAACAGUUGAUGAAGAGAAAGAUAUAAUAGAAGAUGGUAAAUUUGAAAACAGUCGAAGCAAAGAAAAGGAAAGGCGACGUUCUCGAUCGAGAUCACGAGACAGAGAUAGGAAAGACCGUAAACGUGAUCGUAGAGACAGAUCGCGCUCGAGAGAAAGAAGGAGACGCAGCAGAAGCAGGGAUCGACGAGAUCGCAAACGAGACAGAAAAGAUCGUAGUAGGUCCCGUGAUCGAUCGCCCUUUAGGAGGUUCCGAGAAAAACGAAACGAUAGAAAAUCUCCGCCAGGAUCGCAGGAGCGGACUAUGGAAAGCAUGAGCGAUAAUAAUGCGAGCAGAUCACCGACGCAUUACAUGGCUCAUAUGCAGUCGCAGAUUCCACUAGGUAUGCAAAAAGGUCCAACGCCAACUUUACCUCAAAACAGAUUUAGUGAUCCCUCAAUUAUGGAUGCGUUCAAUAAACUUCAGGAGUUGGGAAAGAAAAGGAAUCCCAACGCAUUUCAAGGUGAACAAAAUGGUACCAAAUUUCAAGGUGGUCGUGGCGGAAGCAGUAUGGGGCGUGGUGGUGGAAAUUUCCGACGUGAGGGAAGUCGAUUUGAUACUGUGUCCACAUACAAAGAUUGUUGUGUUGUCAUCAAAAAUGCAUCCAAUCUUACAAGCUAUGGAGACGUGAGGCGGUUCUUUCCGUAUUUAAUUGACAAACAUGGAAUUAAAAUGAUUAACGACAACAUGGGACGACGAACAGGUACUAUUUAUGUUCGAUUUUGUGAUUCACGUUCUAAAAAUCUCGCGUUACAGCUUAAAAACAAUGAACUGAAAGGAGCAAAAGUUAAUAUAGAAAAUUUGGAUGACGAUAUAUAUGAUUCUGCUGUAGAUUCUUUCUUGCCCUACCGUGAAGAGAAUGACACAGAAGAAGAAAUUAAUCAUAUUAAAAACGAUCUAGCAGCUCCACAGGAACCUUCUUAUAGUGUUUUAAAAUUAACGGACUUACCAAACUUUGUUAAAGAAAUUGACAUUAUCAAGGCUUUUAACGAUUUCUCUCUAUUGUCUAUCACUUUGAAUGACUGCCGUAUUACGCGAACUAAAAUUGCCUUUGUACAAUUUGUUAAACCUGAAGAUGCUAGAUUAGCUUUUGAAGGUAGGAAGUACAUGUUUGGAAGGAAAAUACCAACUGUAACAACAGUGUCGAAUGAAGAGUAUGAAAAUUUAAAAGCAUCGAAUGACAAGCAAGAGUUGGAUACAGAGGAUAUGAUACCUAUCAACAAUUUUUCGGAUAACGACAUGCCUCGAGAUCCCAGGCAAAGACGUUUACAAAAUGACAAUGGACCUGUACCUCAAAGCGGGCCAAACAUGAUGCCACCGAUGACGCAACAAGCUGCACCUGGGUUUUUCCCAAAUUUGCAAUUCCCUCCAAGCAUGGCCGGGCCUAUUCCGAAUCUUGGGCCGACCCCGCCAUUUAACGCAUUUCCUCAUCCUGUUGUAGAUGAUCCCAGAGCUGGCCCCACAAAGUGGCCUCGUGGACUUGGAAAGUAUAAUGCCCAAAAAGUUCAGUCUAAACUUUCGCCACCAUUAACUGGUUCUAAAAAUCCACAGCAUGCUAUGUCUGUGAACAUAGAAGAUGAACCCCCGGACUGUGUAUUAAUGAAAGGGCUCCCACGCGAAGCUACGGACCGGACGAUAGUGAAUUUCCUGUCUGGUACUGGGGCUGUUCCGUCAAGGAUUCAUUUAAUGUUGGACGGAAGUGGUUUACCUUCUGGGGACUGUUUCUGCGAAUUUAGGACAACACAAGAAGCGAGAAUGGCUGUGACCAAACAUGGUAAUAUGUUGGACGGUUGUCGCAUCACCGUCGAUCUAGUGAUGCGCAGCGUUGUGGAAGAGGCUUUAGAAGGUCCAAAGGAACCUAAGCCUGCAAUCGGGCAAGGUUUAAUUGGCUCUAUCCCACAUUUCUUUGAAUCCGGUCGCGGGGGUUUCGCGAACCGAGCGCACCCGCCGUUCAGAGGUCGCGGAGGUUACGACCGGGGAGGAUUUGAUCAGGGUGGCUACCGAGGUGGUUAUGAUCAAGGCCGCGGUUCGUUUAGAAGUCGCGGUGGGUGGAACGAAAGAGGGCGGGGCAUGAUGCGCGGAAGAGGUCGCGGUUUUGGCCGAGGUCGGGGUGGGUUUGACAACGGCCUUAAUCAACCGCUGCAAAACAACGAGGAGGAGCAAGAUCCAGCGCUAGAAGACUUUGGAGCACCGGGCUGCGUGGUGUCUAUGGAGAAUGUGCCGUACAGAGCUUCCGUUGACGAUAUAAUGAAUUUCUUUGGCGAUUUUGAACUGACCCAAGAUGAUGUGAUACGUAGAUAUAAUGAACAAGGUAAACCGACGGGAGACGCGCGGGUCGCGUUCAGGACGCCUUUUGACGCCCAGCGAGCUGUCAAAACGCGAAACAUGAACAUUCUUUUCGAUAGGAGAGUUGCUCUGAAUGUCAUGUAGCCUACUCUACGAUUAAUUAGGGAACUGUCCGUGUCCGUGUGGACGCGAUUAUGUCACUAUUGGACUUUAGUUUUAUUUAGUCUUAAUAAUCCCACCGUUAUCAGCGGGAUGAUAACGAUUAAAAGCUGCGUAUAUGAUUUCCGCUACAAUUUGUAGCAAUUAGUGUAUAACUUGUGAAUAUAAUUAUUAUAAAUGAAUUAAAAGAUAUUUCAGAAAG
Messenger RNA from Leptidea sinapis, 3403 nucleotides. RefSeq lists its product as uncharacterized. Gene Ontology annotation, molecular function: RNA binding. Lineage: Eukaryota; Metazoa; Arthropoda; Insecta; Lepidoptera; Pieridae. The record is from RefSeq and is a predicted model, not a curated record. Gene Ontology annotation, cellular component: ribonucleoprotein complex; nucleoplasm. Bases 199 to 3186 code for a protein of 995 amino acids. The transcript has 3 exons. Gene Ontology annotation, biological process: regulation of RNA splicing.